Messenger RNA from Rhododendron vialii, 3638 nucleotides. RefSeq names its product E4 SUMO-protein ligase PIAL2. Gene Ontology annotation, molecular function: zinc ion binding; SUMO ligase activity. Bases 587 to 3340 code for a protein of 917 amino acids. The transcript has 16 exons. NCBI's taxonomy places the organism in Eukaryota, Viridiplantae, Streptophyta, Magnoliopsida, Ericales, Ericaceae. Gene Ontology annotation, biological process: protein sumoylation. The record is from RefSeq and is a predicted model, not a curated record.
CCCUUUUUCUUUCAAGGUCCUUAAAACCCUCUCGAAGCGCGUGGGAGCGAGAGAGAGAUACGGAGAGAGCGAGCUGGUGAGUCGAUGGCCGGAGCGACGAUUACCUCGAUGUCGGCGGCGGCGGCCGAGGCUGCCGGAGUCAACAUUGCCGCAGGCUCCACGUUGACUCCCUCAGUAGUCAACACAUUCCGCAUCGCCGCCGUCGCCGACCGCCUUGCUUUGCACGUUUGGGCUUCGCACAAAAUCGACGCGGUUGAAUUCUUCAACCUAUGCCUCUCCCUCGCCAGGUUUCGAUUAUCGACUCCAAUUUGAUUUUUAAAAUUUUUUUUGAUAAUUUUGGAAUAGUGUCUUAUAUGUUGAUUCUUUGAGCAUAAUUGCUGACGGAUUAACAGGUAAUCUCGGCAUAAUUUUGCUUUUUAGAUUUAGUGGAAUUGUUUAAUCGGGGGAAACGUCUUGUCAAGUUGUGUUGAUAACUGAGCUCGGAUAGGGUUAGAGAUUGCAUCUAUUAUUAUCAUUAGCUUGUCUGUUUCGCUUUACCACCUGCACGCUUUAGAGAGAGAGAGAGAGAGAGAGAGAGAGAGAGACCAUGCGAAGCGCAGAAAAGGCUGAAAACUGGGGUGUGGUUGGGGCAAUGGACAUUAGAGAUAUUCCGAGGCCGUUGGGUUCAGUCUAUCAAUUAGCUAUAAGUGUCCUCACUGCUCCAAAUGCCUACGAGUUUUCUAGGCGAUGCUUUUGCCUUGACAGAGGUAUUGACUAUGCUGUUGCAAACAGUGAGAUUCCUGGUAGAGUUAAAGAUCUGCCUAGACUGUUGAAGCAGGUAUGCCAACAAAAUACUGAUGCCUUGCUACAAGCGGCUAUUAUGGUGCUGAUGAUCUCCGUGAAGAAUGCUUGUAAAAGUGGAUGGUUUCCAUCUGAGGAUUCGGCAGAACUUCUUACUCUGGCAGAUGAGAUAGGGAGCAACUUUUGCACUGUCAGAGAUAUGAACACUGAAGCGAGCAAUUCUCUCGACAUUAUCUCAACAGUUAUGGCGAGAUUCUAUCCGAGAAUGAAAAUGGGCCAGAUACUUGCUUUCCUUGAAGUCAAGCCUGGCUAUGGGACAUAUGUAAUUGAUUUUCACAUUUCAAAGACUUCAAAACCUUCUGCAGAAGAGAGAAUACGGUUAUUUGUGGCUCAAACAGACAAUGUAGACACAUCUUCGUGUAUCAUAACACCCCUGCAAGUGAACUUUUUGUUGAAUGGAAAGGGAGUGGACAAUAGGACUAACGUGAAUAUGGUUACUGCACCACAGGUUCCAACAGUUGUGACACAGAUGCUUAAAUUUGGAACAAAUCUUCUUCAAGCUGUGGGCCAAUUUAAUGGUAGUUAUAUCAUAGUGGUUGCCUAUAUGAGCGUCAUUUCCAACCCGGAGCAUCCUGCCUUGCAAGAUUAUGUUCACCCGGCUGUUGCUGCGUCAGAUACAGACACCGAGAUUAUCGAAGGGCCGUCGCGAAUUUCACUAAAUUGCCCUAUAAGCUUCAGGCGUAUUAAGACUCCUGUGAAAGGACAUUCGUGCAAACACCUUCAGUGCUUUGAUUUUGACAACUUUGUGGACAUAAAUUCAAGAAAUCCAUCAUGGCGCUGCCCGCGAUGUAACCAGAGUGUCUGCUUUGUUGAUAUUCGUGUUGAUGGAAAUAUGGUCAAGAUCUUGAAAGAGGUUGGGGAGAACGUUGUUGAUGUCAUCAUCUCAGCAGAUGGGUCUUCGAAUCCUGUUCUGGAGACCAAUGACAAUACUGACCAGCCGCAUGAUAAGUCACGCAACUGCCAGCAAGAUGAGCCCUUUCAGCAAGAAGCUGACCUUCCUUCGGAUGUCAUGGACCUUACUGUGGGAGAUGAUGUGAUGGAUCUAGAGCAUAUGUACGAAACUGCAGACACCAAACCCAAUACAGCUAUUCUCCAAAGUCAAUCUACUGUUGGAGAUGUGAUGAACCCCUUGGGCAUGAACAAUACAAGUGAACUCAACCAAAAUGCUGUUGCUCCCAUAGAUGAUGACUCCUGGUCUAGAAUUUUCUUGUCAACAUAUGCAUCAGGAGCACUGAGUGCUGGUGGUAUAUCUGGUUCUGCUCCUGCUUCUAAUUUUAUGCAGUCUCCUGUGUUAACUGAUGCUGUUUCUCCUGCACUUAAUCGAGAACCCGAGACUUUUCGUGAGUCUGCUCUUGUUCCAAUCUCUACACCUCCAAGUCAAUUUUCUGCUCCCAGCCAUUUGCCAUUACAACAUUCGCAACUUGGGACAUAUAUGGCUACCAAUGAAUAUGGGAGGAUCCCAUCAAUCACCAGACAACAUCAUGUAAACAGAUCACCAGUUGCUGUCCAGGCGCUUCCAGCUCACCACCAGAGUUCUCUCCCGCAGCCAAGAUCAGUUUCCAAUUCAUUGAUUCCCCAAGGACCGGCCUUAGCUUAUCAAACUCCUGCUAUUACAUCUGUUGCGGAUGGUUUCAAUACAGUCUCCAGUCCUAUUGAAAGGCAGCAGUUCUCUAGAGUAAAUUUGAGUCCACUUCAAAGGCCUCAAAUGACCUCACCUUCAUUGCCGGUGCACCCAGCACCACAUAAUUGGAAUCGUCAAAAUCCUUCUUUCAAUUCAAGUCAAGCUGCACCGCAUAUUGGUGCCUUUAGGUCUUCCUCUGGGCCAAUGAGUGAACAUCAGAACUUACGCCAGCAGCAACCUUUGAACCUUAGGGUUCCUCAUGGCAUGGGUCAGUCUCCAAGCCCAAUUCGGCCCUCUUCUCAGUCGUCUCUUAAUUUACCACGGAAUCAUAUCCCACAGGGGGGAGGUGCACAAAGUAGCCAAAGAAUGAUGGGUUCUGCACAGCAAUCUGGCCAGGUCACAAGACAUCCACCAUCUGUUCCAGUUCCUCUCCAACCAACCAGAGCAUCACCACCAUCGUUUCCAAUGAAUCCAGUGAAUCCUAGUAGGUUUAGCGCAUCAGUCAGAGAUCAGAGAGUUAAUCCUGGAGGAAUGCUUCAAUCAGCCCCCAGGACUGAUAGUUUGGCAGAUUUGCCAGCGGAUCAGAACUGGCGGCCAGCAGGCCGGAUGCGUGGAAGUCUGUCGGGCCGGGCAUAUUCUGAGGCUCUUAGCCAGAUUAUUCAACCCACCCCACCAGUUCAAGCUGCACCUCGGCCAGCAUUGAAUAUUACGUCGCCUCCACCUGGCAUUCCGGCCCCACUUCACGUGCUCGUGGCGAAUAACCGGAAUGCUGGUGCCCUUGCGUCUCAACCAGUUAAUCGUUCACCAACAGAAUCAACCAGUUUUGCUGCCAGCACAGGUGUUUUACCUGAGGUGUCUUCGGGAAUGCAGGGGCAGUGAUGGUCAGUCUCUGUAUAGUGUGACCAAUUUUUGUACUCCACCCGAUCAAAAAAAAAAUAUUGUGCUCCACGGUCACGUGUAAAGUUUGAAAUUAAGUUCCUGUAGAUUUCUGCUCAUUGAGGUUUAGCAGUGAUUAUAGUAUAUCAUCCACUCUGUUAACUUGUCAUAUUUGGUGGAGUAAAUCUUUUCCGUGUCUGGAUCCGGAUCCAUGCUUUUGGAUUCAAGUUGCUGAUAUUUAAUAGCAUGGAUGUGCUGCUACUUUUACUAGGUUAUUGUGAUAUAGAUAUGGUUUUGACAA